AUGUUGGUCGAACAACAACAAGAGAUUCGUUUGGAUUCCUAUGUUACAGACGAUGCCAACACAUCGAAAAAGAGAAAGGCAGACGAUCUUGCAGAUUACUCACUCGACAAGCUGGUGUCUGGUUACGUCAAUGAAGUCGGUUUGAUCAAUCCAGUGCAGAACUUCAAAGAUAUGUUGGCAAGACGUGAUAUCGAUCUGGUAGACAAAGCGAUAUCAUUAAUGAAACAACGUAUUGUCCAACUGGUAAACGAUUCACUCAAAGAUCAAUUCUAUCAGAAGGCAUUGGAGUGUGUCGUUGUCGUGGGUCUAUCAAAGAAUCAGAAUCAUUGGUAUUCAGGUGAACUUCGUGAUUAUUAUGAAUCAAAGAAUCGUGAUGACUUUUGGCAACUUAUCGUUACAAUCAGAUCGGAUUGA
Heterostelium album PN500 is the source of this 414-nucleotide messenger RNA. RefSeq lists its product as uncharacterized. The coding region runs from base 1 to 414 and encodes 137 amino acids. The record is from RefSeq and is a predicted model, not a curated record. The transcript has a single exon. NCBI's taxonomy places the organism in Eukaryota, Evosea, Eumycetozoa, Acytosteliales, Acytosteliaceae.